AAAAGAACUGUAACAUAUUUUUAAUCUUGCAUUCUCUCUCUGCAUAGUUUUAGGUUAGCGCUCUUCAAGGCAUUGAAAUAAAACUUUAAUAUCUGCAUGUUGCUCGUUGGCGCCUUAAUGAUCCAACUCAUUUGCUUGAGCGUUGACACGUGUUGAAGAUGCGCUGCUGCAUCAACAGACGAGUCCGGACAGGAGGGAAGAAGCAGGCAUGGUCCAUUCAAACCAGGGAACCCUCUUCCUCUGCUUCCCCCACGCUCCUGUGAGGAAAGUACAUACUCCUCCUCCUCCGUCCUCCACCGAGAAGGGAGCUUUCUCUCCCCUAAAACCCUGAUCGGGCUGCCAGUCUCUCCUCGGAGCGUGUCGCCCUCCACAAUCGGAAUCUGAGCCCUGUUCAUGUCAUGACCCGGAGCAGAGCAGGAUCGAAGAGGUCGACUCCUCCAACCAGCCUGGCUCUCCGAUGCAGAUGACUCUUCUCCCGGGUUUCCACUUUGGUUCUUAUGAAAUAUGCGAUGUUCGCUGGAGUGCUCGCUUCUCUUUCGGCUGCACUUUGUUUUCAUGUUGGCAGCCGGCCACGAUGAGCUAUCUGCCAGACUCCUCUCCCUCUCCAACGAGCAAGGCCAUUUGUCCCAGUCUGGCUCAGACCCAUCCAUCGUCCAUCCCGUGAGAAUCAGCGCUGAUGGUGAGUUUGUCUCUCACUCCGUGUCUCACCAUUUCAAGACCGGGAGACCCAGGCGUGCACUGCGGUCCCUUUCUCCAGAGGGACAGGUCUACUACAAGCUCAGCUACAAUGGGCGAACCUUGAUGUUCAAUUUGACCAAAAACCAUCACCUGCUGUCAACUGAAUACGUCCUGGAGAGGAGGAAUGGCAGUGCCAGCAGGGCUGAGCCUGCCCUGUCUGACGGGAACUCCUGCCACCUUCUUGGCACUGUGGAAGCCCCUGAUUUUAAAGGAACGGCUGCCAUCAGCACCUGCAAAGGACUGAGAGGAUUUUUUUCCCUGCCGGAGGGGCAUUUCUUCAUCGAACCUGCCCAGAAAUUGCCCAGUGAUCCUGCAGGGACUCCAGAACCACACGUUGUCUAUCCAAGACCUACUGAGGAAAACCACAGAAGAAAACGUAGCUUGGAGUCCAAACAUACUCCCAGCCCCUGCGGAGUUCAAGAUGCUCCAAGUGACUCUCACCAGGUGGAAAAAGAGAGGGAGGAGUGGGAGAGGGAGCAUCAGAGGGAGGAGGCUCAGGCUCAGUCCCGCUCGCAGCGCUCAGUCAGCCGAGAGCGAUGGGUGGAGACCAUGGUGGUGGCUGACUCCAAACUCAUCGAAUACCAUGGCAGCGACAAUGUUGAGUCCUACAUUUUCACCAUCAUGAACAUGGUUGCUGGAAUAUUUCAUGAUGCCAGUAUUGGAAAUGCUAUCCAUGUCAUCUUGGUGCGCCUCAUACUGCUUCAAGGAGAAGAGAAAGGAUUGAAGAUUGCUCACCAUGCAGACACAACUCUGUCCAGUUUCUGUGCGUGGCAGAAAAACCUGAAUCCACAGAGCGACACUCACCCAGCUCACCACGAUCUGGCUGUUCUGAUCACAAGGAAAGAUAUUUGUGCAGGAAUGAACCAGCCAUGUGAGACUCUGGGUCUCUCUCAUCUGUCUGGGAUGUGUCAACCCCACCGCAGCUGCAACAUCAACGAGGAUUCAGGACUGCCUGUCGCCUUCACUGUUGCUCAUGAAAUGGGCCACAGUUUUGGGAUCCAUCAUGACGGCCAAGGGAAUGACUGUGAGGUGGGAGCAAAACACCCGUUCAUCAUGUCGAGACAACUGAUGUAUGACAGUUCGCCUCUGACUUGGUCGUCCUGCUCCAAAGAGUACAUCACACGUUUCCUCGACCGUGGCUGGGGUUUCUGUUUGGAUGACCGUCCUUCCAAGAGGGACCUGACGACCCCUCUGGCCCGUCUUGGCGUGCGCUACACCACCCAUCAUCAGUGCCAGCUCCAGUACGGUCCAAAUGCUACUUUCUGUCCAGAGGUGGAUAAUGUUUGCCAGAUUCUUUGGUGUUCAGUGAAUGGUAGCUGUAGAUCCAAAUUGGACUCGCCAAUAGAUGGGACUCGCUGUGGACCAGACAAGUGGUGUAUUUCUGGAGAGUGUGUAAUUGUGGGUAAACUGCCAGAGACUGUGAAUGGAGGCUGGGGGCUUUGGGAUAAAUGGUCCUACUGCUCCAGGACUUGUGGAACUGGAGUUCAGUCUGCAGAGAGGGAAUGUAACAAUCCCAAACCUGAAUUUGGAGGAAAGUAUUGCACUGGAGAAAGGAAGCGUUACCGGACCUGCAACACCAAACCUUGUCAGAAUGAGAAGCCGUCCUUCAGAGACAUGCUGUGCAGUGAGUUUGACACGGUUCCCUAUCACAACCAGCUCUACCAGUGGAUCCCAGUUGUUAACCCAUUAAAUCCCUGCGAACUUCACUGCCGACCAGUUAGUGACUAUUUUUCAGAGAAGAUGCUUGACGCGGUGACCGACGGGACGCCGUGCUUCAUGAACAACAAGUCCAGAAACAUCUGUGUUAACGGAGUGUGCAAGGAGGUCGGCUGUGACUUUGGUAUCGACUCCAACGCGGUGGAGGACCGCUGUGGGGUCUGUCUGGGCGACGGCACAAGCUGUGAGACGGUUUAUAAGACAUAUGAUGAACAAGAAGGUUUUGGGUACGUGGACGUGGGGGUGAUACCCGAGGGCGCCCGGGACAUUCUGGUGAGGGAAGCCCAGGAGGCAGGUAACUUCCUGGCCCUCAGAAGUGUGGGGUCAGACGAGUACUUCCUCAACGGGAACUUCAUCAUCCAGUGGAACGGCGAGUACGAAGCAGGUGGGACGACGUUCUACUAUGAGCGCAGUGGAGACAUGGAGAACCUCACUGCACCUGGGCCUACCAAGCAGCCAGUCUUGCUCCAGUUGUUGUUUCAGGAGAAGAAUCCAGGUAUUAAGUUAGAAUACACCAUCAAGAAGACCAAAUUUAUAGAAAAUGAGGUCACUGAACCCACUUACAGCUGGAGACACGGAGCCUGGACCGACUGCAGCACCACCUGUGGCCUAGGAGAGCAACACCAGCCAGUGCUGUGUUUUGAAACAGAUGUGGGCGUCGUGGACGAGUCUCUGUGCGACCCAGACAGUCGUCCAGAGGACCGACACCGCAAAUGUAAAAAUAUGGAAUGUCCUGCAAGGUGGUGGGUUGGUGGUUGGCAACAUUGUACAGAAACCUGUGGAUCAACAGGAUUGAGGAAGAGAACCGUUCUUUGUGUCCGCACUGUUUCAGGGGAGGAGAGAGUACUCCACCCUCUGGAAUGCAAGCAUCUGCUUAAACCCAAACCUGUGGUGCCGUGCAACAGAGAUGUGCCAUGUGGGCAGGAAUGGGCUGUUGGCAACUGGGAGGAAUGCCCCGUCACAUGUGGAGGGGGAGUUCGCUCACGCACCGUGUCAUGCACAUUGGCGCCAAAGAAGAUCUGUGACCUCUCGACCAAACCCAGGUCCAAAUCACUGUGUGCUUUGCAGAGCUGCCCAAACUCAAGUCUUCACAGACGACCUGGGCUUCCCCCUGUGUAUCGCCGCAUUUACCCAAAUAAAACUCCCCCUACUAAACAUCCUGGCUCGACAUCAUUAGCACCUAUAAGCUCCACAGCUGCGCCUACAACAACCACCAAAGAAACUACAACUGCCACCACAAAAUCCACUUCAAGCCCUCAAGUUGCAUUUACUGAAAUUAUAGUCUCAGAGGAUCAUGACUUUGGUGUUCGGAUGAGGAAAAUGAAAAAUGCAGAGAGGAAAGUUGAUCCUAAUAAAUCAAGUUCUGCUAAUAAAGAAAAGAAAACAAGGGUUGGAGAGGAGGAAAAUGUAGACGCAGAGGAGGGAAGCGGUGAGGAUGGGGUCCUGUACUCCCCAGGAUACGAUUACAUCGUUGAGGACAAGACGAAACAAGAAGAGAAGAUUAUUGACCUGGACUUUUUCACCACAGAAACGUCUCUAACGACUCGUCUUCAGACAACCACACCAAAACCACAAGCACGUCCUCUUACCAAGCAUAUAACUAGAAUACCACCCACAACUGCUUUGCCAUUCUCUCUUACCAGUACUGACACAUGUUCAAGGACAACCCACCACUUACCCAACAUCAACACCACCUCAAAUGUUAAACCAUACCGCCCAUGGACACAACGUGCUCCUCUAACCACUCCCAUGCAUAAGCUUGGCCCGGGCCUUUCAAAAACUAUCUUCAAAACGAAACAAGUUCCUGCAACAACUGUAAGAAAACCAUCCACCACUUCAGCUCCACCUCAUGUGACAUUUAUGAGCCUGAAGAGCUCCCCUGCAACAACCAAGAAAACCACUCAAACUGCUCGUGCUAAAAAAAACCCCAGGUCCAAAGGAAGGCACGUCAAGAGCCAAAACCAGCAACCAAGAAGUCCGCAGAGCAGUUCCACGAGUGACCAAAGAAACCUGAUUUCCAGAGAACCAGUUAGCAAGGAUGUAUUUUGGGUUGUCGGAAACUGGAGUGAGUGCUCAACGACAUGUGGGAUUGGAGCUCUAUGGAGGACAGUGGUGUGCAGUUCAGAGAGGGAUGAGGACUGUGCCAACAUGCAGAGACCUGAGCCUGCACGGACAUGUCAUCUGCAACCAUGCGCGGCCUGGCAAACCGGCAGCUGGAGCAAGUGUCUAGAAACCUGUGGGUCUGUGAGAAGGAGGCACCGUGACGUUCAGUGUGUUGAUUCUCAGAGUAAACGUCCACUCAGACCUUUCCACUGUCAGACUGUGUCCAGCAGACCCCUAAGCGCCCUGGGUUGCCCCCAAAAGCCCUGUAUGAACUGGACCGUGUCACCCUGGGGACUGUGCUCUGGCAGCUGUGGUGAAGGCAUCAGGGAGCGACUGGUGCACUGCCCCGAACCUCAUCGCUGCAGCACCACGUCCAGGCCAAACGCCACUGAACUGUGCAGUCUAAAGCCUUGCAUGCACUGGAAAACCGAAGGCUGGGGGGAGUGCUCUGUGAGCUGUGGAGAGGGUCAACAGCAGCGCGCAGUCAACUGCGUGAGCGAUCAGGAUUCGGCCGUUUUGCCAAACCGCUUUUGUGAGACGAUUUCUAAACCAGAAACACUCAGGAAAUGCAACAUGCAGGAAUGCAAGAAAAACUCAGUUUGCAGAAAAAACGCCAUGUCCUCCCGCUUCUGUGACAAGCUGAAGCUGUUGGGUCGCUGUGUGCUUCGGUCGGUCCAAAGACAGUGUUGCUUCACCUGCAGGGCACUGCCAAGACUGGACUCAUAAUGACUGCAACGCGACCUGCCGUCUGUUCAUGAAACGCUGGUACGAAACAGCCGCCAUCCACAGACUGAGAAACCACGGUGCUAACGGCAACUUCAGCAAGCCAAACCGACUGCCUCAGUGGUCACUGCAUUUCUUUUGUUGUUGUUUUUUUUAUACCAUGUUCAGUUUUUCUUAAUUUACUGUAGUAAAAUUUUGGAUCAAAACCAGGUAAUACAAAAAGCCAAAGUGCUUGGGGAAAGACCAGGGGAAAAGGAGAUUAUGCAAAGGCAUGGGCUGGUAUAACAAUCUCACAAAAUAAACUCCACAAGUUCAUGUUUACACAAAAAUCAAAAGGUAGGACAUGAUUUAGGUUUGUUCAUUUCUUCCUCAAAGAAUAGAAAAUAAGCCAAUUUUGGCUGUUUAAUUAGUCAGGGCAUCUGAGCCUGCAGUCAGAUUCUUAACAGAGAUGCUGCUCAGAGCUAGCAGAGCCAACGGUAGCUUCAAAACAGCAUUACAUAAAAGUAGCAUGUAGGGCCAACUCCUCCAUGGGAAUCCCAAGGUGAACUUUUAGCAUGUCCUGGGUCUUCCUCUGGGUCUCCUCCCAGUGAGAUGUACCCAGAAUACCUCACCAGGGAGCCAUCCAGGUGCAAACAUGUCACCUCAACUGACUCCAUUUGAUGUGGUGGAGCAGCAGCUCUACUCUGAACCCGUCUUAGCAUCUCUCGUUUUAGCUGUUUGUAUCGGUGUUCUCGUUCUUUUUCUACCCAGAGCUUCUGACCGCAGAUCAGGGUAGGAAUGUCCGCCUACUGGUAAGUUGAGGCUCAGCUCUCUUUUCACCAGGACAGACCAGUAGAGACGCGGCACUAAUCCUGUCGUGAAAAGUUCGUCACAACAGCAUACAUUUCCCAGCUGUCAAAUCCUUUCUUGUUUGUACAGAAAAGACUCUCAGCUUUCUUUCAGUUAGCUGAGUAGUUGUGUGUAGAAACAAUUGGGUUUCUUUAUGCAGCCAGAAAAAAAUGUUGGCAACUCUAGCACUUCCUCUGGCCAAUAAAAUGGUUCUAAGUGGCAGGAACAACAUUUGACGUAUUAUAAACAGUAACUUUUUAUAACCUUGGAAUGCCUCAAUACAGACAGCCGGCCCAUGCCUUGUUAUGUGUUAACAUGCAUUUCUGGGUCAAAGGUGCUUUUUACAUCUUAAUAAAGGUGCUUUUAAAAUUAGGCUGCUGAUGAUUCACAGCUAAUACCUAAUGUUUCUUUUAAUGAACUGGUAAAAACAGAAUGUACAUUAAGAUUUUCUGUCAUUCCAACAUUGUUUGGAUGGACAACGUCAAAAUUUUUUAACACUCGGAUUUGUUUUUUGUUGAGUUAUGUUUUGUUUUUCUCAGAGCCAGCACUGACUGUGUGUUUAUGUAAAACUUUUUAUAGGCCUUUUUCUUUUCAUAAUUUAGCUGCAGAAUGCAACAAUCUCCUCUGACUUGUUGCACCCUUUUAAAACCAAGACAGAGGUGUUGCAGGUCAUCCCUCUCAGGUCCCUCUUACGAUGGCACUUGUGAUUAUGUGAAAUUGUUUACCAAGUUGUACAUCUUCGCUUCCUUUCCUUCGCUGCUCUUUGUUUCUUCCACUUCAAAUUGUGAGUGAAAGAGGCUCGGACAAACAUGAGGCAAGAUGAAAAAAAGCGUCAUUGUUCACAGGGUAUGCCAUCUUCACAUAUACACUUCUUUGCCAAAGUUGUUCUCUUGUUCGCCUUCACACAUAUGAACUUGAGUGACAUCCCACUCCGAAUUCAAAGGGUUUAAAAUGAUGUCGGCUACAACAACUUUUAUUCUGAAAAGGCUUUCCACAAGGUCUAGAAGUGUUCACAGAGCACAUUUUUUUGGUCAGGCACUUUCGUAACCCCUUGUAACGAGUCACAGUGGUCUGCAUCGUGGUACUGACUUGAUCUGUUGGGUUAAGAUCAGUUCCAUGUGCAUGUUCCACACGAAGCUCAAUCAUCUCUGUCUUUACAGAGUUUGCUUUGUCACAUUGGAACAGAAAGGACCCAUUCCUAGAAAGUCCAGAGCAUUGCCCAAAAAUGCCUUUGUGUGUUGAAGCAUUAAGAGUUCCUUUCUUUGGAGCUAAGAGCUAAAAACCCUAAUUCUGAAAAAAUAAAAAUAAAAAGAAUCCACUGAGUCGCACUUUGCAAAAUACACUCAAGCAAAUACUGUUCUCUUGGCUAGACUCACCAGUUGGAUUGCUCAACAAAGAGGCAUGGUUUGUCACUUCAAAGAAUUAUUUAUUUUUUUUUUUUACUGCUUUACACCUCUGCAUCUGGCACUGUACUUUGCAUUUGGUGAUGUAACGCUUGGCUGCAGCUGCUCGCCCAUGGAAACCCGUUCCAUGAAGCCAAUCUGAAGGCGUCAUGAUCUCUGGAGGACUGCAGCUGCAGACUGCUCCAAGUUGGUAACCUCUGCAAACUCUACAAAUCAUCAUCCACUGACCCCACUCUGAUUUUUGUUUUUUUUGUUUUUUGUGACAUACCACUUUGUAGCCAAGUUGCUGUCAUUCCCAAUUUGUGACAAUAUCAUUAACAAUUGACUGUAGUGAAUUUAUGGGAGGAAACACAGGUGCAAUCUUGUUGAGAUUCUGUGAAUGAAUUCACUGAACUCCUUAGAGCGACCCAUUUCACAAAUAUCUGUAGUCUACAUGCCAAGGUGCUGGAUUUUAUUCACCUGGAACACUAAACUUAAUGAUUUGGAUGGGUAAGUAAUUACCUUUGGCAAUAGAGUGUAUGUGUUUUGCAUGUCUUCAUUGAUAACUGUGAUGAAAAGGAGGUCUGACAUAACACUUUUUGUAAAUGAAAUACAUGAAAUAAACCUUUUUUUUUAAAUAA
Messenger RNA from Poecilia reticulata (guppy), 8131 nucleotides. RefSeq names its product ADAM metallopeptidase with thrombospondin type 1 motif, 12. Gene Ontology annotation, molecular function: metalloendopeptidase activity. The record is from RefSeq and is a predicted model, not a curated record. NCBI's taxonomy places the organism in Eukaryota, Metazoa, Chordata, Actinopteri, Cyprinodontiformes, Poeciliidae. Gene Ontology annotation, cellular component: extracellular matrix. Gene Ontology annotation, biological process: extracellular matrix organization; proteolysis.